GGGGAAGCUCGUUUGGCAAUUUAGAUUUAAAAUCACCAUUUCAUAGGCUCUGCAAACUAACACAGCUGAAAUUUAAAUGUAAGGAAGGAUAUCGCUUUGCUGGGUGAUAAUCAGGCUGGAUGUUAUUCAACCAUCCGGCAGCUGAAGGACUUGGUGCUCACAGUCUAUUUCCUGCGACCACAGCCUGCACCGUCAACUUCUCCACAUGCAUCAGAACAUCCCCCAGCAUGCCUUCACUCCCGUCCUGCACCAGUCCUCGAGCAUCCUGCCAAAUCCAGCAAUGAUGGGACCUCAGGACAGAAAUUUUAACACAAACCUGCCCGGACAAACAAUGAGGACCUUCUUUGCACCCAUCACAGCCUCGCACAGAGCAACAAAAAGAUCCUUUAACUCAACAAGACGAGGGAGAUGGGGCGCACUGCAUGUGUGUAUUGCGUGGAAAAUUUACUACCACAAACAACUCAAGAAACUGCAACAAAUGCACAGCAGUCAACAGGAGCUGACACCUGAGUGUCCUGCUAGCAGUCCCUCUGCCUCUGUGCAACAAAAGGAAAUACACCAGCCGUGUGCACACCCAUGUUCAGGUGGAAGCAAGAGUGUAACUGCAAGCUGUGACAGUUCUGUCUCCGACCUUCAAACGCCUCCACCAGUGUCUACCCACAGCCGUGCAAACUGGGAGAAACUUGACUGUGAGAAGCAGGACCAGCACUCAACACCUGAUGAGAAAGAGAAGCACCAGAUCCGCCAAUCUAGCCCAACAAAGGAUUUAACUCAUAAAGAGAAGUUCAGGGAAUUAAUAGUCACUUCUGACCUUGAUGGCAGACACAGCGGCUCGCUUGACAGGAAGAGGCAGUUUGAGUGUGAAGCCAUCAACAAAGCAAAGAGAAUGAGGCACGAAAUGUUCAACAGUCCGUUUGGUUCUUCUCAGACUUUGCAGUAUUAUCCAUCUCCAUUCAUCACAACUUAUACACAUCCACCAGCACACAACAUGCAAGUGCAACACACUAACAUGAGUGAUUGCUCUUUCCUGUAUCCUAACAGCAUUAGAUUUAAUGCGUCUUAUCCAGGCACCAAGUCGCAUCCCUGCCAAACUUCUUCAUGGGAGACAAUGAGGGACACACACAGUUUCCAUUUAAGGAAACACACCCUUAAAGACUACUCGCUGAAUACCUGCAAGGCAAUCAGGAAACCUCUUGUAACAAGAGGUAUCACGUCACCUCUUUAUUUCCUUCGAGGGAGGGAGACACUUCUGUCUAGAGAAGUGUCAACACCGCUGCAGAUGCCAGCGGCCUCAUACUGGCUUUCUAGCAAUGCAGUAUUGGGACCCUGAGUCUCCAGAGUCUGGCUGAAAGGGAGAGCUCACAUUCUCAAAUUUCAUCUCUCACUUCAGUUUUAUUUAUACAGAGCCAAAUAAAAACAGUCACAUCAAGGCACUAGGAAUCUCUGAGUAAUCAGCCACAGUGGGAGAAAGUACCUCUGACAGAACCAGGUUCAUCGAGGGCAAGCAUGUCCUGGAACUGGGUGAAGUGAAGGAAAAAUUGAAGAUAAUGGAAAAAAACAGCAACAUUUCAAACUCCAAGAGAGAACACACAAAUUAAAGACAUAAAAUAAUGGCUUAUAAAUGCAUGUUGAAUGUUUUCAGGGACGGUCUCCAAGCAGUCUGAGCCAUUUGCUUCAUAGCUGAGGGGUUGAUCCAGCUCUGAAUGUAAGCUUGACCUAAAAACUAAGUUUAAUCUAAUCUUAAAAGCAGACUGGGUUCCCCAACUCAAGCUGGGAGCUGGUAACAGAGGACUCACAGAGAUCAUUAGGACAUGAUGGGUACUAUGAGGUAUUUAAAAAAUAUAUAUUUACAGCGCUUGUCUUGUGUUCACUGGUCAUUUAGGUUUCUGUGGUACUCCACACAGUGAGCAGCACUGAUUAUUUACACCUUCAGUAUAAGCAGAUUCAGAUUCAUGUGCUUACUUUUUUUUUUUUUAAGUUGGGCUCAGGUUGGCCUCUAAAAAAACUGGAAUAUGAAAAACUGCAGAUUUAUGGAUUUUAUACAGAUUCUGUCUGUAAGGCUGUAUUUUGCACAUAAGCUUUGAGCUAAAUGCUAAAAAUGAGGAUGUUAAAAAGCUUGCAGUGCUGAUGUCAUGUUCAGGUCAGACACCUGACUGAAUGUCAAUUUUGACCUAAUGAUGGAAGUAUAUGCAAAGUCGAUCCAGUACGAAUAGAUGUGGAUUAACCCUCAUUAGCAUCCGUACAACCACAAAGCCACAAAAAGACACAAAAACAUGGCACAAACUUUUCUUGUUUCAAAAAUGUAUUUAACUGUGUAACAAUAAAAUUAAAGGUCACAACAAAAAAUAAAGUCUUCAAAAUUCAGUGCCUGGAGAACAUUUCAUGGAACAAGCUUUCUAGUGCUUUUAACUCCUCCCCCAUUCAUAAAAACGCUAACAGAAAUUUUUACCUGGGGUUCACAUUUGUACGGAGCCUUUAAAAGCAAGGUUGUGGUAUUUCAGUCUAUAAGAGCUGCUAUGGUGUGCGAAUGAUGCAUGAUCUUCUAAAUAUCUGAAAUGCUGGAGAAUGUGAGGAAGGGUUAGGAUAAAUUAAAAAAAAAAAAAAAAUACA
Oreochromis niloticus (Nile tilapia) is the source of this 2610-nucleotide messenger RNA. RefSeq lists its product as uncharacterized. The record is from RefSeq and is a predicted model, not a curated record. NCBI's taxonomy places the organism in Eukaryota, Metazoa, Chordata, Actinopteri, Cichliformes, Cichlidae. Bases 206 to 1330 code for a protein of 374 amino acids. The transcript has 7 exons.